This is a messenger RNA of Lytechinus pictus (painted urchin), 3181 nucleotides long. Its product is annotated as UDP-glucuronosyltransferase 2C1-like. Bases 169 to 1785 code for a protein of 538 amino acids. The record is from RefSeq and is a predicted model, not a curated record. Gene Ontology annotation, molecular function: UDP-glycosyltransferase activity. NCBI's taxonomy places the organism in Eukaryota, Metazoa, Echinodermata, Echinoidea, Temnopleuroida, Toxopneustidae. The transcript is spliced from 4 exons.
GUUAUAUCUUAAGUUCAUGAGUACACAGUAGAAAGGACGAUCGAAUGUCAAGAGUUCGCACGUUGACGUGCUAUCAAAUAUGCAUGUAUAAUGCCAAGUUGAAGGUUAUAUUUCCCCGCAUUAUAAUUUCAUUCUGUAGGUCUAUAGUGCAAGCGGGAAUCGUGCAUCAUGGGCGUCAUGAAGCUGUUGGUUUGGCCGCUACUACUGAUGAUGGGUUUAUGGAGUUUUCAGUCCUGUAAUGGCGCGCGGUUUCUCGUCCCAUCUGUAACGUUAAUGCGAACACCUAGUCAUCACAUGACGCUUACCACCAUAACUCAAGCCCUGGUGCAGCGCGGCCAUGAAGUGACAUUUCUCAUCAUUGAUAAUCAGGGUGUUGGUGGUUUCCUGCCAGAUUCCUACACGUCAAAGGUUAUACUUCCGAAUCCCAUGACGGACAAAGAUUUACAGGAGUUAACUGAUAUCAAGAACUCUAUGACGGAUUUGACUAACAUGACCAAGCUAGAAGCAGCGAGGGACCCACGACCAUGGAAAUUAAAAGAGUAUGCUGAGUUUGGUUGUGGUGUUUUGUUUGAAAAUACAGCUAUUCUUGAGCAACUGCGGCUUGCAAACUUUGAUGAACUUAUAACGUUCCCCAUCGGUGAUGUCUGUGAUACCCUUCUUGCAGCCUACCUGGACAUACCAUUUAUUGUUGUAACAGGAACAAAAAGAGUUCCGGCCUUUCAUGAAGGGAUGCUAGGUAUUCCUACCCCAGUUUCCUAUGUGCCUUUCAGUAUAUUAUUCACACCAAAGCUGGAACACCGAAUGACUUUCUUUGAACGCAUCCAGAAUGCAGUAAUGUUCUACGGUGCACAUUCUGCAAUGGAAUACUUCACUGUCUAUCGCCCUCUACGUCAUCUGCAACAAACCUAUGGUAUUCGACCAGACCUGACUCCAUGGCAGAUCAUCAGUAAAGCAGAUCUUUGGUUGUGCCAUAACACUUGGGCCCUCGAAUAUCCAAGACCUAUAGCUCCGAAUUGGAUCCCUAUAGGAGGACUUACCAUCAAGGAGCCAAGACCUCUCCCAGACGACCUAGAAAGAUUUGUUCAAGGAUCUGGAGACCAUGGAUUCAUUGUAUUUACUUUGGGAUCUUCGGCUAAAGCUCUUACGAGUGGCGCCCUCAACGAUAUAAUUUCAAAAGUUUUCAGCGAAUUGCCACAGAGGAUACUGUGGAGAUAUUUGGGAGAAAAGCCCCGUUACCUAGGCAACAAUACAUUGAUCUCGGAGUGGCUUCCACAGAAUGACCUCUUAGCUCAUCCUAAAGCUCGGCUACUGAUCUACCAUGCGGGUAGUGCAGGGGUCUAUGAAGCAAUGAACUACGGUGUUCCGAUGCUCCUCAUGCCACUGGGCGGUGAUCAGUCUACCAAUGCUUAUCAGGUAGCAGCGAAAGGGAUGGGCCUCGUGUUGGACGUGAAUGAAUUAAAUGAACAGGAGUUUCGGACGAGUAUUAACAAGCUUCUUAAUGAUGAAAGCUACAGGAUAAGUGCGCAGCGGGCUUCGUUUAUCAUGAGAGACCAACUAGCCAGCCCUCUGGACACGGCUGUAUUCUGGAUAGAACACGUGAUCAAGUUUGGUGGAGAUCAUCUUCGACUUCGCGCUACUGAAAUGGGAUUCAUCGAACUCAACUCCCUUGACGUAGUCGCAUUUCUAGUCGUUUUAUCGCUUAUCCUUCUUUACAUUGACUACUUAGUGCUUAGAGGAUGUUACAGAUGUAUAUGUAGAAAUAUGAAGAAACAAAAGACUGAUUAGGCAGAUUAGUCGACUUCGUCUCUUCUCUUUUAAUUGUCCAGAAUGUAACAGAAAUCAUUUUAUUUUAGAGGUUAUUCGUCCUGUCUGGACUAAUGCUAAUUUCAUAAUAUUAAUACAUUUCAUUCGAUUUUUUAAUAGAAAAAAUGUAAUUAAACCUAAUGGGGAUCGAGAUUUCUCUAUGACAGUCUGAUUGGCAUUCUACAAAAUCGCGGGUGAAGGUGCAUGCGAAUGUGGUAAGAACAUUGACACUUCAAGGACAAGUCCACCCCAACAAAAAAGUUUGUUUGAAUAAAAGAGAAAAAUCCAACAAGCAUAACACUGAAAAUUUCAUCACAAUCGGAUGUAAAAUAAGAAAGUUAUGACUUUUUAAAGUUUCGCUUAGUUUCACAAAACAGUUAUAUGCACACCCUGGUCGGUAUGCAAAUGAGGAGACUGAUGACGUCAUCCACUCACUAUUUCUUUUGUAUUUUAUUAUAUGAAAUAUGAAAUAUUCUAAUUUUCUACCCAUUGUCAAGUGAAACAAGAAUUAAUUCCUCCCUGAACAUGUGGAAUUAGCAUUGUUUAGUAGUAUAUUGUUCAGUCAAAUUGGUCCUCAUUGUCAAAUCUGUAAAAAAUGAAAUAUUGUAUGAUUCAAACAAUAAAAAACAAAAGAAAUAGUGAGUGAUGGACAUCAUCGACUGACUCAUUUGCAUGUCACUGAGUUUUGCAUAUCACUGUUUUGUGAAAAAUAAGUGAAACUUUAAAAUGCCAUAACAUCCUUAUUUUACAUCCGAUUUUGAUGAAAUGUUCAGCGUUAUGCUAGUUUGAUUUUUCUCCAUUUAUCCAAAUCAACAUUUUUCUGGGGUGGACUUGACCUUUAAAGGGGUAUGAUUUGAAUAGAAAGAGGGGAAAUAUCAGACAAACACUGAAAAUUUCAUCAAAAUCGGACAAGGAAUAACAAUGUGACAUUCAUAUCCCUUCUUAUGCUUUACAUUAUUUCGGUGAAACAGCAUGUUCUCAUGAAUAUGUAAUGAACAAGCUGACGAUGCUGUAUUCCCGUUUAUAAUUUUGUAUUUUUAUAAUAAGAAGUAAUGUUUAUUUCAAUCUUGUCAACCGAAAAUGGAUAAAUUGAUUGGCAACUGGUUUAAUGCAUGGAUAUUCACUUCUGCAACUUUUUUGUUAAACUGCUUGAAUUUCAAUAAUUUUAUGAAAUAAAGACGUUUUGUUGAACAUGUUUACGAUCACCCCGCAUGCAUAAUAAAGUUGUUAUUCGUGUGAUAUCCAUGGUAGGGAAUCUGUGAAAACACAUUUGUUUUAUGAAAUUAUAUUAAUACAAGCAUUAUUCUAUGAGACGGAACAUCGUUAUUUUUACAAUUUUCUGUGAUUGAGGUAUCAAAUUAAAGAGCAGAAAUUGAAA